Molecule: messenger RNA, 5114 nt
Organism: Gasterosteus aculeatus aculeatus (three-spined stickleback)
Lineage: Eukaryota; Metazoa; Chordata; Actinopteri; Perciformes; Gasterosteidae
Gene: zer1
Product: zyg-11 related, cell cycle regulator
Cellular component (GO): Cul2-RING ubiquitin ligase complex
Molecular function (GO): protein binding
Source: RefSeq, a predicted model, not a curated record
AAGUCAGAGGAGAAAGAGAAGGAGGAGGAGAAAUAGGAGGAGGAGAAGGAGGAGGAGUCUGUUUGUUGACAUCGGACGAAAGGGAGAAUCAGAUGAGUGAAGACUAAUGAUUAGAACUUAAUUUCUCGCCGUCAUCAAGACUUGGCGACAGCUAAGGUCCCCUGCACUGCCCUGUCCUCGGUCCGAGCAGGAGGAGAAGAGGCGAACAUGGCGGCCAAAGCAGGAGACAACCCUGACAGCCUCAUGACCCUGGCCACCAUCUUCUGCCUCAGGAACCUGAGGAAGACCAUGUGCUACCAGGGAUUCAGGAGCAAGCUCAGUCUGCGCUCGGACAUCUUCCUUCCCAGCGAAAUCUGCGACAAGCUGGUUAACACAUACAUGGAGUUGGUGCACACAGACAGUAACUUUGAACCAGAGGAGAGCUUCUUUCAGCUAUUCUCGGACCCUCGAAGCACCAGACUGACCAGGGUACAGCUGAGAGAAGACUUUGUGCGCGACAGAGAUCUGGAGGCCAUUAAAAGACAGGACCCGAUUGAGCUGCACCUCACCUACUGCAAUAGUCUGUCGUCCCGCAGCUUGAAAACACUGACCUGCUUCCGGGAGACCUUGGUUUCUCUUUGUCUCUUCGGCUGCAGCCACAUCUUCUACAGGAAGGGCGGCGCCCCGCUCGCCUGCAACGAAGACACUGAGGACGAGGACGAGGAGAGCCCUGCUUCUAGGCAGGCACUCGAGACAGACUUUAGCUUCGAGGGCUUCAACCGCCUCAGGUUGCUCAACUUAGGUGGCCUGCCCGACGAGGUGGAUGCUGAAAGUCUGCUCAGACCCCUGAAGUCGCUCAUCUCACUUGAUCUGUCUAAUGUCCAAUUGCCGGGAACAGCGUUUCUCACCCAGUGGAAAGAUAGACUGGCAUCCCUUGUGCUCUACAACGUCAACCUGUCCGAGGAGUUGAUCAGUACAGUGGUGGAGCUUUCUAACCUCAGGCAUCUGGACGUCUCGUGGGAGACCAGGCGAACCUCUAAGUUUAAGAUGAGCAGGAAAGUCCUGACGGCCAUCGUGCAGCGUCUGGUCAAUCUGGUGUCGCUGGACGUCUCUGGUCACAUUAUGUCGGACAACUGCACGGUUCCACACUUUGAAGAAGCGAUGGGUCGGCCAAGCAUCGAGCCUUGCAAGAGCAGCAUCUAUCCUUUCCAGGAGCUGAAAAGGCCGCUGCAGUUUCUGGGCUUGUACGACACCACCCUCUGUAAUGUGACACACAUCCCUGCUCAUAAGGUGACCGGAUCAAAGAACGAAGACCAGGUCCUGAAUGCCAUCGAGGCUUACACAGAGUUUCGCCCCGAGCUGGCCCACAGAGCCAUCAAUCAGCUGUUUGACAUCGCCAGGAUACAGCACUGCAGCCAACUGCUCCGAGCUUUGCAACUCGUCAUAGCUGCGUUAAAGUGCCAUAAAUAUGAUAAGAGCAUCCAGGUGACGGGCAGCGCUGCUCUGUUCUACCUGACCAACACCGAGUACCGCAGUGACCAGAGUGUGCGGUUGCGCAGAGAGGUCAUUCAGGUGCUCCUAAACGGAAUGGAGCAGUACCAGGAGGUCACCGUCCAGAGGAACUGCUGCUUGACUCUGUGUAACUUCAGCAUUCCAGAGGAGCUGGAGUUCCAGUACAGUCGGGUCAACCAGCUGCUGCUGAAAAUCCUGGAGCCGGGCCGGCAGGAUGAGUCCAUCCAGAGAAUCGCUGUGCACCUCUGCAAUGCUUUGGUCUGUCAGGUGGCCAACCAUCAAAAGGAGGCGGUGGGGAAAAUGGGCUUUGUCAAGAGAAUGUUGAAUUUAAUUCAGAAGAAGUUACAGGACAGAUUGUGUGACCAGGUGAUGGAGUUUGCCUGGAGCGCUUUGUGGAACAUCACUGAUGAGACACCCGACAACUGUCAGAUGUUCCUGAACUGUCGGGGCAUGAGUCUUUUUCUGGAGUGUCUACAGGAGUUUCCAGACAAGCAGGAGCUUCACCGUAACAUGUUGGGGCUGUUAGGAAAUGUUGCAGAGGUGAGAGCGCUGAGGCCACAGCUGCUCACCCCCCAGUUCAUCUCUGUGUUCAGUAACCUGCUGGACAGUAAGGCUGACGGGAUCGAGGUGUCCUACAAUGCAUGUGGGGUGCUGUCACACAUUAUGUUUGAUGGGCCGGAGGUUUGGUCCAUGGAAGAGCCGCUAAGAGACACAGUGAUGGACAAGAUGUGGGACGCCAUCCAGAGCUGGGACGUCACCUCACGGCGCAACAUCAACUACAGGUCAUUCGAGCCGAUCCUGCGGCUGCUGCCUCAGAGCAUCGCUCCUGUCAGUCAGCACUGGGCCACAUGGGCUCUCUUCAACCUGGUGUCAGUUUACCCGAGCAAGUAUUGUCCUCUUCUGAUAAAGGAAGGAGGAGUAAUUCUUCUAGAGAAAGUUCUGGAGCUGGACAGCUCAAAGCCAGAGACAAAGGACAUGGCCAGCAAAGUGAUGGAACAGUGUGAAAACUUCAAAAAAGACCCCAUGGACACCAGCAAUGGACAGGAGGUCAACCUUGGACAACGAGGUUGACAUCAUAGGAGCCAUUACUCCCAGCAAACCGACCUAAGGCCCCGUGCACUGUCAUCACCGCCACAAUGGGCAAUUGUGCGCACUAUUCUUAUCAUUGUCAUUAUUUUUGUAGAGCAGAAAUGUGUCUGCCGUUCAGACGCACAGUGUGUGUGCGAGUGUGAGUGACAGAUGCCGUCAGAGGGCUCAGGUCUCAUUCACUAAGCUGUUGACGCCGUGAAUAACACCAGUGGUGACAGGAGGGAGUUUGUCCCUGACUGGCACCAUCAUUUGUUUUUGUUAUAUAUGUAAAUAUUCUUCGUUUGUCUCUUCCUUUUACUGUGUGUAUGUUUUAUAAUAUAGCCAAACACUCAUGACUUUACUCUAUGUUUAGGUUUGAAUGACACAUGGUCAGUACUAAGAAACUAUAUCAUUCAUGUGUAGGCUGUCCGUCCUGGAUUCUCUGGUCUCUAAAGGAUUAUUUAGAUUUGGUUGCUACUUGCGUCUGUUUUUAAUGAUCUAGGAUUUUAAGCUGAUUAUCGGUUGAUAACUCAAAGCACCCACAGUGGCUCCACGUGAUACGAGCAAAACUAUGCAGGGUCCUUUGCACACGGCUAGGUUCAUAAAGAGGAGCCUGAGCUCGUCCACUGGGAUGGAGCGCAUGCUGCAACCAGGAGAGCCCCCACUAAACUCACAUAUGGUAGCUGCACAAAUGUAGUAUUACACCUUUUUGGUGCCCAAGUCGGUGUUCACUACCAGCUGACCCGACCGAAUGAAUCUGGUAAUAUUGGGUGACUGCGUUGUCCUCACGGUAACACUUUGCUGUUUAUUCCAGUAAUGUUGAAUCAGACUUGAUGAAGUAGAUUUAUAAAUGGUAAGGACAUAGAACAGUAAAGUUUAACGCUUAUUGCAUCUUGUGAAGGAAGCAGUUCUUCUGAACUACGCACCUUUUACUGGUUGCUGGACAUCUAGACGUUCAAUAAAUGAAAUCACGAAUGCGUACAGUUAGGCUGGUGUCUGUUUGAGCGCCUCUUCUGCUAAAUGUUAAAGAGCCAACACUACCCCCACUUCACUGGGACGGCGUCUUUAUACUUCCAUAAAGCCUGACGUUGUUCACGAAGUUUGCUGUUGUGACCUCCAAGACGUUUUUUGAGUUUUCUUGCAAACUGUUUCUCACCAAAACCAACAACUAGUGGUUCAAACUCCUCAGUCUGCCUUUAACUAACUGGUUGAUUCAAUGGCAUUUCUCACAAAUGGCUCUGAGAUCCUUUACAGGACUUAAGAAUGAGGACAUUCUUCUGCAAAGGGCAUUCGCAUUAAAUAUCCAACUUAGCUGUCAAAAGGCAGCGUCUUGAAUUUCUACAUUUUUAUCUAAGAGACUGGAUUACCUGUCGUCUAUAACAAUGUUCAGUGAGGCAUGGCUGAUACACUGUAAUGUGUGUUGUAUCAAGAACAAAUCGUGCAUUGUAUUUUAUUCUAGAAGUACGACACACGAGCGUGUUCCAUGCAAUGUGGGAUAUAUUAUUGUGUCCAACCACCAGUCCACAUCCCAAAGAUUUAAACAAAUGAAACUGAGUAGAUAAGCACCAAUUCUUUAUCACUUCUAUUAAAAGAGAAGUGAUUUUGUCCUGCAUGUCAUUUAUCAAAGGAGUUCUUGAGUUCAGUGUGUUUGCACCUUUUGUCUACCGAGUGCCGAUGCUGAUCUCGGAUUGUCAGGACUGUAACGUUGCUGUAAGAGCACAUUAAGCUCCAUCGGAUCUCCUAAUCCCACGGCGUUGGUUUAGAUGGGCCGGGUCCGGGCCGCUGCACCCAGGCUCCCCAGUGCGUUGCUCCAGCUGGUUCCCAGUACCAGCCCCUGUGCUGUGAUGGUUGCUGAGUUAUUUCACUUGUGUUGGUUGUAUCCACUGACUUCAUUUCCCUGAUUCUCAUGUACAGUUUUUCUUUGUGUGAUUUUUGGAGUCAAACUGGUACAGCUCUAUUUCUAUUGCUAAGUAGUGGUGUGAGAUGAACAUCUUUCUUUUUGGAUUUCAAAUGUGUUGACAUGAAGAGGAUUUACAAUUCAACAAAAUAUAGUGAGUUUGUAGUUUAUAAAUCACCAGUGUUUGUUUAAUUACCAUAAUAGAAGUGUGAACUUCUCUGUAGGGAAGCUAGAUGACCAUUUGGAAAUUGUAAUCCUCCAUCACACCUUUCUAAGUUCUUCAAUUUCUCCGUUUUGGCUUUACAGGAAGAAAUAUGUAUCCGAGUCUAGAGCUGAAAAUGUAACCCCAUGGAUUUCAGUGAUGACAAGAAGCUACUGUAGAGGGAUGAUUGUCAUUUAUGAAGACGUGUCUAAAUUAAGAAACCUAGUUGAAGUGAAAAACUGCUGCGUUUCAGAUUUCAUCUACUUAAUUCCUGUUUCUGAAGGUCGUCGACACUCGUUACUGAUUUGUUUUGUGACUGUUGUGUAAUCCAAAAUCGAGUGUUGAGUAUUUGAUCAAACAUGAGAGGGGAUUCCAGCUUUUCCUGCUCUGAAUUGCACCAGGCCAUUAGUGAAUCUAUAUGAAUAAGCAAUAAAGGUGGAGUGGUAAAGAAUGAAA